Messenger RNA from Macroventuria anomochaeta, 1290 nucleotides. Its product is annotated as P60-like protein. The transcript has 3 exons. Gene Ontology annotation, cellular component: nucleolus. The coding region runs from base 1 to 1290 and encodes 429 amino acids. Gene Ontology annotation, molecular function: 5S rRNA binding. NCBI's taxonomy places the organism in Eukaryota, Fungi, Ascomycota, Dothideomycetes, Pleosporales, Didymellaceae. The record is from RefSeq and is a predicted model, not a curated record. Gene Ontology annotation, biological process: ribosomal large subunit assembly; rRNA processing.
AUGUCAGAAGCAGCGCCGGCACAGUACAAGCAGAAGAGCCGAAAGGGCAAGAAGGCCUGGCGGAAGAAUGUCGACGUUACGCAAGUUUCUGCCGGCCUCGACGAAGUGCGGGACCAGAUUAUCGCAGGUGGUGUGAUCGCCGAAAAGCCGUCCGACGAACUCUUCGCAGUCGACACCGCCGGCGACGCCGCCGUCCAGAAAAAGGUCCAGUCGCGCCACAAGCCCCUCAAAGUCGACCAGAUCCUCGCCCAGCGCUCCGCCGUCCCCGCCGUCUCCUCCCGCAAACGCCUCUCCGACAUCGACAAUGAGGGCCAGAGGAAAAAGGCCAAGGUCUCCGGUAAAGAGUACGACAGGCUGCGCGCCAUCGCAUACGGCGGCGAGCAAGUCAAGAAGGAUGUCGUGCAGUCCGGCACCACCGCCGACUACGAUCCCUGGGCUGUGCAGAAAGUCAAGGAGGACCCGCAGUUUUCGUUCCUGGAGAAGAAGAAGCCCAAAGUUGAGCCCGUCACGCUGAAGCGCGCACCCGUCUCUCUCGCAAAGGACGGCAAGACGAUCCCCGCCGUCCGCAAACCCGCCGCUGGGAAAUCGUACAACCCCAACUUCGACGAGUGGCAGGCCCUGCUCAUCAAGGAGUCCGAGAAAGCUGUUGCAGACGAGAAGAAGCGCUUGCAGGAGGCGCAGGAGGAGGCCGAGCGCAUGGAGCGCGCCGCGGCGGACACAGAAUCCGACUCUGGCGAGGAAAGCGUGUGGGAAAGCGAAUGGGAGGGUUUCAGCGAAGAAGAGGGCAAGACAAAAGCGAAGCGGCCGGAGCGCAAGUCGGCGACACAGAGGAACAAGAUUAAGCGGAGAAAGGAAGCCGAGAGGCAAGCCAAGCACGAGGCGAAGAUGAAGGCGAAGGAGCAGCAAGUCCAGAUGAUCAAGGCGCUAGCCAAGAGCGUAGAAGAAAAGGAGAGGUCACGAGACGCGGCGAAGAGCAUGGCGCUCGCUAUCCAGGCCGAGGCGGAAGGCACACUGGACGUCGAAGACGGCGAGGAGCUGGAGCUUCGUAAGAAGCAGUUCGGCAAGAUUCCUAUCAUGGAAGCACCCCUCGAAGUCGUGCUCCCGGACGAACUCCGCGACUCGCUGCGCGCCCUCAAGCCCGAGGGCAACCUGCUAAAGGACCGCUUCAGGAGCAUGAUGCUGCGCGGCGUCGUCGAGCCGAGGCGACACAUUCCUUACGCCAAGCAAAAGAAGUACACUGUUUCGGAGAAGUGGAGUUACAAGGACUGGGAGCUGCCUGCGGCGAAAUAG